Tupaia belangeri chinensis (Chinese tree shrew) is the source of this 1871-nucleotide messenger RNA. RefSeq names its product UDP-glucuronosyltransferase 2B17. NCBI's taxonomy places the organism in Eukaryota, Metazoa, Chordata, Mammalia, Scandentia, Tupaiidae. The coding region runs from base 55 to 1647 and encodes 530 amino acids. The transcript has 6 exons. Gene Ontology annotation, molecular function: glucuronosyltransferase activity. The record is from RefSeq and is a predicted model, not a curated record.
AGAGCCACACCAGGAGUAAAGAAAGUUUCUGAAGAAGGGAUUCAUUUUACCAGGAUGUCUAAGAUAUGGGCCUCUUUUCUUCUGCUCAUACAGUUGUGUUGUUACUUCAGCUGUGGGUCCUGUGGGAAAGUGCUUGUGUGGCCGAUGGAAUACAGUCAUUGGAUCAACUUAAAGACGAUACUGGAUGAACUUACUCAGAGAGGUCAUGAAGUGACUGUGCUGGCGUCUUCAGCGUCCAUCCUCGUGGAUCCCAGCAAACCAUCCGUAAUUAACUUCGAGGUUUAUCCUACGUCCUUUACAAAGGAUGACUUAGAUCUCCGCUUCAUGAAACUGAUUAAAUUGUGGGCAUAUGAGUUACCAAGGAGUACACUGUGGGCAUAUGAUUCAAAGAUGCAAAAGUCAUAUUAUGACUAUUCUGACAUUGUUCUCAAGCUUUGUCAGGAUGCAGUUUUGAACAAGAAACUUAUAAAGAAACUGAAAGACUCCAAAUUUGAUGUUGUUGUCGGAGAUGCCAUUUCUCCUUGUGGUGAGCUGCUGUCUGAGCUGCUAAACCUACCUCUGGUCUACAGUCUUCGAUUUACUGCCGGCAAUACAUAUGAAAGACUUUGUGGAGGGCUAUUACUACCUCCUUCUUAUGCACCUGUUAUUUUAUCAGAACUUAGUGACAAAAUGACAUUUAUGGAGAGGGUGACAAAUAUGUUGUAUUACCUGCAUUUCAACUAUGCAUUUGAGACCUUUGACAAGAAGAAGUGGGAUCAAUUUUACAGUGAAGUAUUAGGAAGACCCACUUCGUUGUGUGAAUUGAUGGGGAAAGCUGACAUAUGGUUGAUGCGAACAUAUUGGGAUUAUGAAUUUCCUCACCCACUUUUACCAAAUUUUGAAUAUGUUGGAGGACUACACUGCAAACCUGCCAAACCCCUGCCUAAGGAAAUGGAAGAAUUUGUCCAGAGCUCUGGAGAAAAUGGUGUUGUGGUGUUUAGUUUGGGGUCAAUGGUCUACACCCUUCCAGAAGAAAGGGCUAACAUGAUUGCAUCAGUCCUUGCCCAGAUUCCACAGAAGGUUAUAUGGAGAUUUGAUGGCAAGAAACCAGAUACGUUAGGACCCAAUACUCGGCUCUUUGAGUGGAUCCCACAAAAUGACCUUCUUGGUCACCCAAAAACCAAAGCUUUUAUUACUCAUGGUGGUGGCAAUGGAGUCUAUGAAGCCAUCUACCAUGGGAUUCCUAUGGUGGGACUCCCCAUGUUUGUUGAUCAGCCUGACAACAUUGCUCACAUGGAGGCCAAGGGAGCAGCUAUUGGCCUGGACUUGAACAAAAUGUCAAGUGCAGAUUUUCUCAAUGCAUUGAAGACAGUUAUUAAUGAUCCUUCAUAUAAAGAGAAUAUAAUGAAAUUAUCAAGAAUUCAUCAUGAUCAGCCAAUGAAGCCCCUGGAUCGAGCAGUCUUCUGGAUUGAGUUUGUCAUGCGCCACAAAGGAGCCAAGCACCUCAGGGUUGCUGCCCACGACCUCACCUGGUUCCAGUACCACUCUCUGGAUGUGAUCGGGUUCCUGCUGGCAUGUGCAGCAACUGUGAUAUUCAUCAUCUUAAAAUGUUGUCUUUUUUGUUGCAGGCUGUUUACUAAAAAAGGAAAGAAGGAAAAAAGACAAUAAUUGCAUCUGAGGCCUGAAGCUGGGAUUCUGUAAUAAAUAGAUGGGAUUGUCUCAGGUCAUUCCCUCUAGAAGAGGGUUCAAUGUAAGAUUCUCCUCCUUCAAUGACAAAGCACCUUUGCACAAUUUACCUCCUCAAGUAAAAAUUUGUUUUAGGAACAUUCACUUGUAGGAGAGAUAGAAAUAUUUUGUGCCUAAGAGGAAAAUAAAGUGAAAAAGUAAAAUGA